Messenger RNA from Parus major (Great Tit), 2073 nucleotides. Its product is annotated as anoctamin-2. The coding region runs from base 478 to 2073 and encodes 531 amino acids. NCBI's taxonomy places the organism in Eukaryota, Metazoa, Chordata, Aves, Passeriformes, Paridae. Gene Ontology annotation, cellular component: plasma membrane. Gene Ontology annotation, molecular function: protein dimerization activity; chloride channel activity. The transcript has 15 exons. The record is from RefSeq and is a predicted model, not a curated record. Gene Ontology annotation, biological process: chloride transmembrane transport.
GCACUGUGAAGCUUUGUAGAUAUAAAGACGCUCUUCCCCACAGAAACCACCUCCAAGACAACCUGAUCCUUGAGUGCUGGUUCUUUGGACAGAACUGGCUCUGCUGUAGAGCCCUGGUUCUGCACUAGCCUUUUUCCUUUCUCUCCACUGCCUUCUGGGAAAAAUAUGCCUCUUGUUACCUUGCUUCUUGUGGCAUUAUGGAACACGAACACAAGGUGCUGAAGUUCCAGCAGAGAAUUGCCACGGUCCCUCAGGUCAUGGGAGCUUGGUCUCUCUCCCUCCAUGACGGUAAUCACCAAACCAGGUGGUCUCACUAAUUAGCUUCAGUUUGUGGUUUGCUUAAAGCAGGAUCAAGGCAGGAUGGAAAUAGCUGCUGGUGUUGUUCCUUCCUUAAGCUGGUGCAGAAGCAGAUUGUGCAUGGCAUAGCCACAUCCUAUUUUAGUACUGACGCAACUUCCAGCCAAACCUCCAGGCAACAUGGAAACACACACGCCUGACUUUACUCUACCCUCCUCACACACAACUUUCAAAGGACGGAAGACAGCAAAAUCAGCAGAGGACUCUUUUUCAGCCUACAACAGCAAAUACCUCACUGUUCCUCAGAACCGGACUUCCUGGCACAAAAGCGCAACCAGUAGAGCUCUUGAAGCAUCAGUGGUGUCCUACAGAAGUUCUAUUAUCAACAACUACCUGGAAGCGACCCAGGGAGGGGUGAGGGACAAGGCCUCCCCGAGUGGCCUGCACUUCAGGGACAGCAAGAGGAAGGUUGACUAUGUCUUGGCCUACCACUACCGCAGACGCCUGGCCCAGCGCGCCCCCAGCACAGCCUCCCCGGAGCUGAGGCAUGGAUCUGCCUCUGCAGCCCUGGUUUCGAAUGGAGGCACCAGGAAGGGCUGUGCUGAGCCCCAGCAGCAGCAGCAGGACGCUGGCCAGCGUGCCCUGCGGGAGUGGCCAGGGCUGCCGGGCCUGGAGGUGGUGGACCUCAGCCCACUGGACGCCCUGGAGGAGGAGAGGCGGCUGCAGCGGGAGGAGUAUGAACGCAACCUGCUGGAAGCAGGGCUGGAGCUCGAGAAAGACCCUGAGAGCAAGAGCCAAGGACUGAGUUUUGUCCGUAUACAUGCACCUUGGCAAGUUCUCAGUCGAGAAGCAGAACUUCUAAAGAUAAAAAUGCCCACUAAAAAGAUGUAUGAAAUCACAGAAGAAAAGGGAAUACUCAAAAUGUUAAAUGAAAUUUGGUGCAAACUGACUGAACCUCUGCAACCCCAGGUGCCACGACAAGAAAAUACCAAGAUGAAAACCUUAUCCUACCCAUUUUCCAGAGAGAAAAUAUAUUUGUAUAACAUCAAAGACAAAGACACCUUUUUUGACAAUGCAACCCGCAGCCGAAUAGUGAGGGAAAUUUUGAAGCGCACAUCUACCAAGGCCAGAAACAGCAUGGGCAUUGGCACGUUAAUAGCAAACAAUGUUUAUGAUGCAGCCUACCCACUUCAUGAUGGUGACUAUGUAGGCCAAAAUGAUGACAUGAAUGAAAGAAAGUUGCUGUAUCAGGAAUGGGCGAGAUAUGGAGUGUUUUACAAGUUUCAGCCUAUUGAUCUCAUAAGGAAGUAUUUUGGAGAAAAGAUAGGACUUUAUUUUGCAUGGCUGGGUUUAUACACAGAAUUCCUCAUUCCAUCUUCAGUAGUUGGGAUUAUUGUAUUUCUGUAUGGAUGUAUAACCAUUGAAAGUGACAUUCCUAGCAAAGAGAUGUGUGACCAACGCAAUGCCUUCACCAUGUGCCCCCUGUGUGACAAGUUCUGUGAUUACUGGAACCUCAGCUCUGCCUGUGCCACCGCUCGAGCAAGUCACUUGUUUGACAACCCUGCCACAGUUUUCUUCUCCAUCUUUAUGGCUCUCUGGGCUACCAUGUUCCUUGAACAAUGGAAGCGUUUGCAGAUGAGAUUGAGUUACUUCUGGGAUCUAACUGGACUGGAAGAAGAAGAAGAGCAUCCCAGGCCAGAGUAUGAAACCAAACUGCUGCAGAAAAAGCUGAAAAAUAAAAACAUCACAACAGAAAAUUCAAAUGAGAGGUUGUGA